UCGGAUGUUUUGGAGUCUUGCCAGAUUCUGCCACCGUCCCGUUGCAAGGGACAACCUGUUCUGCCAGAGCGGUUGGCAAAACUCUAAGUUCUGCCAGAACAAUUGUAUCGCAUGGUACCAGCUCUUCUAUGCCCGUUUGCGUACACACUAAUCAUCCCUCAAACGCGGUUGCCGGCUCAAAACACUCAGUAUAAAUAAGACUAUCUUUACAGCACAAUUGACAAGACAUCCACCCAUAUCCACUACACCCAGUGCAUCAUGUUCUUCCUUUCUUUCGCUUCAAGCCUUAUGCUUGCAUACACCUUGCAAGUUGCGGCGGAUCCCCUCCCCGCAGCUCCCGCAACGCGUCGGGCGGGUGUAUCAGAUGUCACUAAGAUGUCGUCUACCGACGUGGCUGAUUUGACGCCAUAUGCUCAUUUUGCCCGUGUUGCUUAUUGUUCGCCUGACACCGUAAAGGAAUGGAAUUGUGCAUCGUGCCAGGAGUUGUCUGGAUUUGAAGUUUCUCUGGCAGGGGGUGACGGCGACGACACCCAAUAUUACUACGUUGGCUACUGGCCGAAAAAAAAUACUGUGGUAGUUGCUCAUCAAGGCACAGACCCAACUUCAAUUGAAGCUAUUCUCACUGAUGCCGAUGGAUUACUGGAACGCCCGGACUCAAAACUUUUUCCCGGUGUCAAAAGCGACGUCCAACUUCACGGCGGAUUUGCUGACGAGCACGCGAAAACUGCGAGCGCCAUCUUGAAUGAGGUGAAGAGCCUGCUCUCUAAACAUGGCGCCACGAGUGUCACGCUGGUCGGACACUCUCUGGGAGGCGCCCUUGCUGAGAUUGAAACUCUGUUUAUGGCCUUGAACCUUCCCUCUAACAUCGCUAUCAAGGGUGUAACAUUUGGUAAACCCCGCGUAGGAAAUCCAGCAUGGGCCACUCUCUUUGAUUCGAAGGUACAGGACUUCCAACGCGUUAACAAUAAGUUAGACAUUGUCCCGAUUGUUCCGGAUUCCCUGCUGGGCUUCUCACACGUCCACGGAGAAGUCCACAUCGUAUCUGAUGAUGACAUAGUCCAAUGUCCAGGUGACGACGAUGACACACAUGACAAGUGCACAAACCAGAGUGUGCCGGACAUCUUUUCUGGCGAUGUCUUGGACCACAUAGGUCCUUACAGCGGGGUUCUUAUCGGCUAUUGCUAAGCAUAGACUGGGACAAACCUUACACCAGGGCAUUCACAAACUCAUAACGGGUCCCAUAAAUUAUAAAGUAUU
Molecule: messenger RNA, 1257 nt
Organism: Suillus bovinus
Lineage: Eukaryota; Fungi; Basidiomycota; Agaricomycetes; Boletales; Suillaceae
Product: Alpha/Beta hydrolase protein
Exons: 7
Coding region: 259-1185 (308 amino acids)
Biological process (GO): lipid metabolic process
Source: RefSeq, a predicted model, not a curated record